This is a messenger RNA of Dendrobium catenatum, 1948 nucleotides long. RefSeq names its product putative transferase At4g12130, mitochondrial. The transcript is spliced from 5 exons. The record is from RefSeq and is a predicted model, not a curated record. Gene Ontology annotation, cellular component: mitochondrial matrix. Gene Ontology annotation, molecular function: protein binding. NCBI's taxonomy places the organism in Eukaryota, Viridiplantae, Streptophyta, Magnoliopsida, Asparagales, Orchidaceae. The coding region runs from base 139 to 1407 and encodes 422 amino acids.
AUCGUCUUCCCAGACUCGACAUGCGUGGCCGAGCGCCGACUGAGCGACUGGUCUUUUAUUAAUGGAUUUCCAAAUGAAUAUUGGCGAACGGGUAUACUACAGUACUGGAACAUAGAACGGAAGCCAAAAGGCGAGGAAAUGGGCAUACCUCUUUUCCGAUUCUCCCAUCUCCGCCGCUUAUUACUACCGCGAACCCCCAUUAUGCGCUUUUACCAGACGAGACUAGUCUCUCAGCAGGAGAGCCGUCUCGAAGACGCCGGACCUCUGGCCUGUCACCUCGCUUCGCGUUCUGUGAUCCGAUUCAGAGGCCCUGACACCAUCAAAUUCUUACAAGGCCUCCUAACUAAUGACAUCCGCCCCCUCGUCGACAUCGGCCGAGGCGGCGAUUGGAACACAUCCUUUUCUUCCUCUUCAGCCUCGUACUUGACGGCGCCUAAUUCGCCCUUUCAGUCUCCGUCGCCGAGGUACGCGGCACUGCUCACUCCUCAGGGGCGGUUCCUUUAUGAUCUUUUCCUUUACCGGCCGCCACUACCGGAGCAGAAGCUCAAUCAGAGUGGGACUGGUCCGGGACCGCGGGAACAAGAGGAGGCCUUUACUUUGCAUGCGGAUGUGGAUGCUUCCAUCUUGGAUGAGAUAUUGGUUUGCUUCAGAAAAUAUAAGUUAAGGUCCAAAGUUGAUAUUGAGAAUGUGAGUGAAGAGUUCUCUUGUUGGCAACGGUUUGGAGGAAAACUUUCUGAAAAUGAACAAAUUCAGGAGACAGAGGCAGCUGCAGUUGGAUGGGGAGGUAAUGUUGAUCAAUCUAGCAUGUCGUCUAUUCACGGAAGUGAGGAGGGUUGGCAAUGGCACAGAGAUCCUAGGCUGGAAUGUUUAGGUUUUCGAGGAAUUUUUCCAUCCAAUAUAAUUCCGCCACUUGUUGAGGCUGACAAGGAGGCUGAUGAACAACAUUUCCUUUUAUGGAGAAUUGAGAGAGGAGUUCCUGAAGGAUCAACUGAAAUUCCAAAAUGUGAGGCUAUUCCUCUUGAAUACAAUCUGGAAGGGUUGAAUGCCAUCUCCUUUGACAAGGGAUGUUACGUUGGACAAGAGCUUGUUGCUCGAACACAUCAUCGCGGUGUCAUACGAAAACGCUUACUUCCAUUGAUAUUCACCGAUGACUUCGGAAAAGAAUUAGCUCAAGAGGUUUCUCCAGGCUCUGAAGUAGUAGAUAAAGAUUCUAAAAAGAAGGUUGGGACUGUGAAUACUGCCCUUGGAAGCCGAGGAAUGGGAUUACUGAAAUUAGAAGCAGCUUUAAAGCAGCCAUCAACGCUGGCUAUAAAAGACAAAACUGAUGUGAGGGUAAAGGCUUUUAGACCUGAAUGGUGGCCUUCAGAAUGGACGCAGUUGCAGGAAUUGCAGAGUGUGGCAGAUUAAGGCUUCAUUUGGGAUGAUUUUUUUAUGCUGCUUAAAGCAGCUUUCGAGUACAAAAAUUUUAACUUUUGUACUAAAAAGCUUGUUUUAAGAAGCAGUAAAAAAGCCGUCCCAAAUGAAGCCUAAGAUGGUUGAUCUUUCAUCAGGAAAUUAGUAUGGAGUCGAAUCCUCUCUUUUAGCUUCCUGGAUUGCUUGCCAAGCAAAGUUUUUGAUAGAUGAAGAUUUCUAGCAUUAUGGCUGCUGACUAGCGUCACAGGGUAUCAGGCUUGGCUAAUUGUACAAGCCUUAAUGACUCGCUCGCAGAAGCAAAUACCUCAAGGUUAGUUUCUUUCCCGUUGAAGUGAUUAUUUGGUUGUUAAAUUUGUUAUAACCUUCGUUGUUAAAAAUGCUAAAUAUUUCUUUUUUGUAAUAAUGGGAAUCAGGAUGAUCUGUUUUAGAAACAUUUACUAUGUUAGAACCGAUUGAGGGUCUUUCAAUCUUUUCCCUUCUGCAAUUGGAUGAACAAUUGCAGUUUUGAAUGUUCUUAGUUCUAUAUUUUCUAAUA